Messenger RNA from Cynara cardunculus var. scolymus (artichoke), 1050 nucleotides. RefSeq names its product transmembrane emp24 domain-containing protein p24beta2-like. The transcript has 4 exons. The coding region runs from base 83 to 736 and encodes 217 amino acids. Gene Ontology annotation, cellular component: Golgi apparatus; endoplasmic reticulum; endoplasmic reticulum-Golgi intermediate compartment. The record is from RefSeq and is a predicted model, not a curated record. Gene Ontology annotation, biological process: Golgi organization; intracellular protein transport; endoplasmic reticulum to Golgi vesicle-mediated transport. NCBI's taxonomy places the organism in Eukaryota, Viridiplantae, Streptophyta, Magnoliopsida, Asterales, Asteraceae.
UCAUGAUUCUUCCUUUUUAUAGUCCAAUCCAUUGAUUUCUUCCUUCGGAAUCAUUAUUGUUGUUUGUCGUCAUAAAUCAUUAAUGCGGAUGGCGGUUGGGAGGUUGAGAUUCGAGAGAUUAAUGUUAAUGAUUGCUGUUGUUUUGUCGAUGUUGUUUAGCGAGGUUGUCGGAAUUAGGUUUGUGAUCGACAGAGAAGAGUGUCUGUCGCACAACGUUGAAUACGAAGGCGACACAGUUCAUGUGUCGUUCGUUGUUAUUAAGGCAGAAACGGUGUGGCAUUUUACACAAGACGGUGUUGAUCUUGUGAUAAGAGGCCCGGGAGAUGAACUCAUACACGAACUUCAUGAGAAAACUAGUGAGAAAUACGAGUUUAUGGCUCAAAAGAAAGGCAUAUACCGGUUUUGCUUUACAAACAGAUCUCCGUAUCAUGAAACCAUAGACUUCGAUGUUCAAGUCGCGCAUUUCGUGUACUUCGAUCAACAUGCCAAGGACGAGCAUUUCAAUCCGUUGUUUGAACAAAUAUCGAAAUUAGAGGAAGCUCUCUACAACAUUCAGUUCGAGCAGCAUUGGUUAGAAGCGGAAACCGACCGGCAGGCAGUAGUAAACGAAGGAAUGAGUCAAAGAGCACUUCACAAGGCGAUAAUUGAAUCCGCGGCGCUGGUCGGUGCUAGCAUUCUUCAGGUUUAUCUUCUUCAACGUCUGUUUGAGCGCAAGCUCGGGACUUCAAGAGUUUAAGAUGGUUACAUGCCGUUAUUUCACAAGUAACGGUAUUCCACUUUACGGCUUUGUAUGAGCAUAUACUUCUCCAGUCCAAAAUAAAUGUCUUUAAUAAAAACACACAGUUUAAGAGAUCAGUAAUUAUUACACUUUUUAAUUGAUUGGAUGACAAUUUUACCCUUGAUGUUUGAGACAUUUUUUAAGGGUAGAGUUGGAAAUUUAGUAAAUUAUAACUACCCUUUUUAUGAAAAUGAACAUUUAUUUUAGAACAAACUUUAACUAGAACAUAUGGACAUUUAUUUUGGGACAGAAGGAGUAGGUCUUUUUUUUCU